Molecule: messenger RNA, 4375 nt
Organism: Odobenus rosmarus divergens (Pacific walrus)
Lineage: Eukaryota; Metazoa; Chordata; Mammalia; Carnivora; Odobenidae
Gene: UACA
Product: uveal autoantigen with coiled-coil domains and ankyrin repeats
Molecular function (GO): actin binding
Source: RefSeq, a predicted model, not a curated record
AUGAAGAGCCUCAAGUCCCGCUUGAGGAGGCAGGACGCGUCCGGCUCCGCGUCGUCCGGCGCCGCCGCCACCGCCAGCGCGCAUGCAGCAGAUUGGAACAAAUACGAUGACCGAUUGAUGAAAGCCGCAGAGAGGGGAGAUGUAGAAAAAGUUUCCUCAAUCCUUGCUAAAAAGGGCAUCAAUCCAGGCAAACUUGAUGUGGAAGGCAGAUCUGCCUUCCAUGUUGUGGCCUCCAAGGGGAAUCUUGAAUGUUUGAAUGCCAUCCUUGUACAUGGCGUUGAUAUUACAACCAGCGACACUGCAGGAAGAAAUGCUCUUCACCUGGCUGCAAAGUAUGGGCAUGCCUUGUGUCUACAAAAACUUCUACAGUACAAUUGUCCCACUGAACACGUAGAUCUUCAGGGAAGAACCGCACUUCAUGACGCAGCCAUGGCAGACUGUCCUUCCAGCAUACAGCUGCUUUGUGACCAUGGGGCCUCCGUGAAUGCCAAAGAUGUGGAUGGGCGGACACCACUGGUUCUGGCUACUCAGAUGUGUAGGCCAACAGUAUGUCAACUGCUGAUAGAUAGGGGGGCGGAGAUUAAUUCCAGAGACAAACAAAACAGAACUGCUCUCAUGCUAGGUUGCGAGUAUGGUUGUAAAGAUGCUGUAGAAGUCUUACUUAAAAAUGGUGCUGACGUAAGCCUGCUGGAUGCCCUGGGCCAUGAUAGUUCUUACUAUGCAAGAAUUGGGGACAAUCUGGACAUUCUAACUUUAUUGAAGACUGCGUCAGAAAAUACCAACAUAGGGAGAGAACUUUGGAAGAAAGGACCAUCUUUACAGCAGCGAAAUUUGCCAUACAUGCUAGAUGAAGUAAAUAUGAGGUCAAGUCAGAGGGAGCAGCGAAACAUUCAGGAUCUGGAGAUUGAAAAUGAAGAUUUGAAAGAGAGGUUGAGAAAAAUUCAGCAAGAACAGAGAAUAUUACUGGAUAAAAUCAACGGUUUACAACUACAGCUGAAUGAGGAAGUAAUGGUUGCUGAUGAUCUGGAAAGUGAGAAAGAAAAGCUGAAAUCCCUUUUGGUGGCUAAAGAAAAGCAACAUGAAGAAAGCCUAAGAACUAUUGAGACUCUGAAAAAUAGAUUUAAAUAUUUUGAGAGCGAUCAUUUAGGAUCAGGAAGUCAUUUCAGUAACCGAAAAGAAGAUAUGCUUCUCAAACAGGGUCAGAUGUACAUGGCAGAUUCACAGUGUACUUCCCCAGGGGUGCCAGCCCACAUGCAGAGCAGGUCUAUGUUAAGACCACUGGAGCUGUCAUUAACCAAUCAGACCUCAUAUUCCGAAAAUGACAUUUUAAAGAAAGAGUUAGAAGCAAUGAGAACUUUCUGUGAAUCGGCAAAACAAGACCGCCUCAAGCUCCAGAAUGAGUUGGCGCACAAGGUGGCCGAGUGCAAAGCUUUAGCGCUAGAAUGCGAACGGGUCAAGGAGGAUUCCGAUGAGCAGAUAAAGCAGUUAGAAGAUGCACUGAAGGAUGUGCAGAAGAGAAUGUAUGAGUCCGAAGGUAAAGUAAAACAAAUGCAGACGCACUUUCUUGCCCUUAAGGAGCACCUGACAAGUGAAGCAGCCACAGGGAGCCACAGACUGACGGAGGAGCUGAAGGACCAGCUGAAGGACAUGAAGGCAAAAUACGAGGGCGCGUCAGCCGAAGUGGGAAAACUGCGAAACCAAAUCAAACAAAAUGAGCUGUUAGUAGAACAGUUUAGGAGGGAUGAAGGUAAGCUGGUGGAAGAGAAUAAGCGAUUGCAGAAGGAACUGAGUACGUGUGAAACGGAGCGAGACAAGAUAGGAAGGAGGGUCACUGAGGUGGAAGGCCAGGUAAAAGAACUCUUAGCAAAGUUGGCCCUUUCGGUUCCGACAGAAAAAUUUGAGAGCAUGAAGAGCUUUUUAUCAAGUGAAGUAAACGAGAAGGUGAAAAAAGUAGGAGAGACGGAAAGAGAGUAUGAAAAAUCACUUACUGAAAUCAGACAGUUAAAGAGAGAGCUUGAGAAUUGUAAGGCCAAACUGGCUCAGCAUGUCAAGCCAGAGGAGCACGAGCGGCUCAAAAGCAGACUGGAGCAGAGAGCGGGAGAACUUGCGAAGAAGGUCACCGAACUCACGUCGAAAAAUCAGACAUUGCAGAGGGAUGUUGAAAAGGUUUAUCUGGAUAAUAAGCUCCUCAGCCAGCAAGUACAGAACUUAACAAGUGAAAUGAAAAAUCAUUAUGUUCCCCUACAAGUCAGUGAAGAAAUGAAAAAGUCACAUGAUGUCACCGUUGAUGAGCUGAAGAAACAGCUUUUAGAUGUAACACAAAAAUACACAGACAAGAAGCUGGAAAUGGAGAAAUUACUGAUGGAAAAUGACAGUUUAAGUAAGAAUGUUAGCCGCUUGGAAACUGUGCUCGUGCCCCCCGAGAAACACCAGAAAGAGGUCACGGCUCUGAAAUCCAGUGUCGCUGACCUCAAACGACAGCUGUCUGAACUGAAUAAGAAGUGCGGCGAAGACCAAGAGAACAUAAAUGCACUUGUGUCUGAAAACACUAACUUGAAAAAGACCCUGAGUACCCAGUAUGUGCCGGCUAAAACCCACGAGGAGGUGAAAACCGAGCUGAAGGGUACACUGGAUAAGGCCCACAGAGAAUUACUAGAUGUGAAGAAAAAAUUCGAAGAUCUCAAUCAGGAAUUUGUAAAAACAAAAGAUGAGAAUGAAAUCCUCAGAAGAAACCUGGAAAACACUCAGAGCCAAAUAAAAGCUGAGUACAUCAGCCUCCGAGAGCACGAGGAGAAGAUGAGCGCCAUAAACCAAAGCAUGGAGAGGGUGCAGGGUAACAGCGUGGAAAUCCUGGCUGACUACAGAAAGGGGCAAGAGGAGAUUGUGACACUGCAUGCUGAAAUCGAAGCCCAGAAGAAGGAACUUGACACGAUACAGGAAUGCAUUAAGCUCAAAUAUGCUCCAAUCGUCAGCUUCGAAGAGUGUGAGAGAAAAUUUAAAGCAGCAGAGAAGGAACUAAAAGAACAGUUAGCAGAGCAGACGCAGAGAUCCCAUGUCAGGGAAGAAGAGGCCAAGAAGUACAAGCAGGAGAAUGACAAGUUGAAGAAGGAGAUUGGCACUCUUCAGAAGGAUUUAAAGGAUAAGAAUGUUCUCGUUGAGAACUCUCAUGACACGGAGAGAGCACUAAACAGGAAAACAGAAGAGCUAAACAAACAGUUGAAAGACCUGUUACAGAAAUACACGGAGGUGAAGACUGAGAAGGAAAAGCUGGUCAACGAAAAUGCCAGACAGACUUCUGAGCUUCGCGCAGCCCAGACCCUUCUGCAAAAGCAGCAUGUUCCAUUGGAACAGGUGGAGGCCCUGAAAAAAUCUCUUAACAGCACCGUUGAGCAUCUAAAGGAGGAACUGAAGAAUAAGCAGAGGUGUUAUGAGAAAGAGCAACAGACAGUGGCCAAACUGCAUCAGAUGUUGGAGAACCAAAAGAACUCUUCGGUGCCCCUGGCAGAGCAUUUGCGGAUUAAGGAAGCAUUCGAGAAGGAAGUGGGCAUCAUAAAGGCCAGCCUGAGGGAAAAGGAAGAAGAAAGCCAAAACAAAACUGAAGAGGUCUCCAAACUCCAGUCCGAGGUUCAGAACACUAAACAAGCAUUAAAAAAACUGGAGACGAGAGAGGUGGUUGAUUUGUCUAAGUAUAAAGCAACAAAAAGUGAUUUGGAGACCCAGAUUUCCAAUCUAAAUGAGAAACUGGCCAAUCUGAAUAGAAAGUAUGAAGAAGCCUGUGAGGAGGUGCUGCAUGCCCAAAAGAAGCAACUUUCUGCCAAAGAUGAGAAGGAAUUACUACAUUUCAGCAUUGAGCAAGAAAUCAAGGAUCAGCAGGAGCGGUGUGAUAAGUCCUUAACAACAAUCACAGAGUUACAGAAAAGAAUCCAGGAAUCAGCCAAACAAAUUGAAGCAAAAGAUAAUAAGAUAACAGAACUGCUUAAUGACGUGGAAAGACUCAAGCAGGCACUCAGCGGCCUUUCACAGCUCACGUCCCCGAGUGGGAGUCCCGGCAAGAGGCAGAGCCAGCUGGUCGACACCCUGCAGCAGCAAGUGAAGUCCCUGCAGCAGCAGCUGGCUGACGCCGACAGACAGCACCAAGAGGUGAUUGCAAUUUAUCGGACACAUCUUCUUAGUGCUGCACAGGGUCACAUGGACGAAGAUGUGCAGGCGGCCUUACCAGAUCAUACAGAUGCGGCAGGGGCUUGUGUGCUAACAGCAGUCCUGACCAGCGGGGUGUGCUUUAGCUGCGGUGCUCAGCAUUCCCUGUGCAACUCCACGGCCUUCCUGGGCUGCCGUGUGCUAGUAUAAUUGAAAUAAAAUAUAUUUUGUUUCAUCA